CAUAUCCUUCCUUCCUAUAUUUAACGUUACUCGCCAACUUCUCGCCAUCGCCUCGACUCUCAUGGCUCACGCUUUCUUCUCCACGCUGCUGCUUCUUCUUCUUCUCCUUCUCCCUGCUGCACUCGCUAAAAGAAGCAGUUUUCCGACCGGUUUCGUCUUCGGCGCAGCCUCCUCUUCUUACCAGUAUGAAGGAGCAGUUUCAGAAGGGGGGAGAGGACAGAGUAUUUGGGAUACCUUCACUCACACUUACCCAGAAGAAAUAGCAGACAAGAGCAAUGGUGAUGUGGCUGUUGAUUUUUAUCAUCGUUUUAAGGAAGAUAUAAAGUUCUUAAAAUAUAUGGGGAUGGAUGCUUUCAGGUUCUCUAUCUCAUGGUCUAGAAUCCUACCAAAUGGAAGCUUAAGUGGUGGAAUCAACAGGGAGGGCAUAGAUUUCUACAACAACCUCAUCAAUGAUCUUCUUGACAAUGAUUUGCAGCCGUUUGUGACCCUCUUCCACUGGGACCUUCCCCAGAGUCUUGAAUCAGAGUACUUGGGCUUCCUUAGCCCCCUUGUCGUAGAUGACUUCAGAGAUUACGCGGAGCUGUGCUUCAAGGAAUUUGGAGACCGAGUGAAGCACUGGAUUACAUUCAAUGAGCCAUGGUCAUAUUGCAGCAGUGGGUACUCGAGUGGUUUGUUCCCUCCUAACCGAUGCUCUCCCUUUGAAUUUGUUAAGUGUGGAAAAGGCAAUUCAUCCAUAGAGCCCUACCUCUGUGCUCAUCAUCAAUUACUGGCUCAUGCAACUGCUGCCAAGAUUUACAGAGACAAAUAUCAGGUAUCUCAAAAGGGAUUGAUAGGCAUAACACUAGUAAGCCACUGGUUUGUGCCUUACUCCAACACCAAAGAGGAUGAAGAUGCAGUCUCUCGUUCUCUAGAUUUCAUGUUUGGAUGGUUCAUGGACCCCUUGACUCAAGGGGACUAUCCUUUCACAAUGAGAGCCAUUGUCGGGGAUCGCCUUCCAAAGUUUAGCACGGAGCAAUCUCAAUUGGUUAAAUCAUCAUUUGAUUUCAUCGGACUUAAUUACUAUACCACAUACUUUGCCGAUUCCAUUUCACUCUUGUCAAGAGUUAAUGUUAGCUAUGAUUCAGAUUCUCAUAGCCUGCAAACUGGUAUACGCAGAGGAGUUAGAAUUGGUACGCAGGCGGCCUCUAGUUGGCUCUUUAUCUACCCAAGAGGGAUAAGAGAGAUAAUUUUGUAUCUCAAGAACAAAUACAACAAUCCACUCAUCUACAUCACAGAGAAUGGAGUUGAUGAGGUGAAUAAUGCAUCAUGGCCACUGGACAAAGCCCUUCAAGAUGAUAUGAGGAUUGAUUACUACAAACAACAUUUACAAUUUGUUGGGGAAGCUAUCAGGGAGGGAGCUAAUGUGAGAGGAUACUUUGCAUGGUCAUUGUUAGAUAACUUUGAAUGGUUGAAUGGCUACACAGUUCGAUUUGGUAUCAUAUAUGUGGAUUACAAAAAUGGAUUAAAGAGAUACCCCAAGAGAUCUACCUCCUGGUUUCAACAAUUUCUCAAUAGUUAAUUUUCUAAGACCUAUAUUAGCAAUAAUCAUAGUAAAAAGGUUGUUCACCUCUCAAUUGCUAUUCUUCUAAUGUAAGUUGUCUUCUCCUUUUGAAGUUGCUAGACAUAAUUAAGUUAAUGAAAAACAAAAAAAAUUAAGAUAUGUGUGUGAUGCUACAGCUUUAUGAGAUUUAUAUUGUAUGCAAUCAUAUAUCUUCAUUUCUACUA
Molecule: messenger RNA, 1764 nt
Organism: Zingiber officinale
Lineage: Eukaryota; Viridiplantae; Streptophyta; Magnoliopsida; Zingiberales; Zingiberaceae
Product: beta-glucosidase 12-like
Exons: 13
Coding region: 62-1558 (498 amino acids)
Biological process (GO): carbohydrate metabolic process
Molecular function (GO): beta-glucosidase activity
Source: RefSeq, a predicted model, not a curated record